UGAACGGGAACUUUUAAGGUUUUGGAGUUUUUUGUUGGGAUGAAAAUGGAGCUUUUCAAUUUCAGAAUUGACUCUGAACAAUUGUAAAGUACGUUAAGAGGGGCACUUUACCCUCAAAACAUGACAACAUACGAAGGGAACAUAACAAAUAGUUGCAACGGCCAGAAAUACGAUGGGAACUGAAGCAAGAACGCAGAGUCUACUACUACUGUCGAUCUGCCGUCGGUGAUCCGAGGUGAAGGUAAGGACGUUGCAGCCACCGUCUACGAAGACGACGCAGAUCUGCCGCCGGAGACCUUACCUUGUUGAUCCAGCCUGGUCGAAGUUCGAUUUUCCCGGGGAGAAUAUUUUUUCGAGUCUCUGUGCACGAAGGUCAACAUUUGUCAUCCGCCAUUUUUAAAUCUCAAGAAUUUUCAAAUAAAAAGGGAGGGUUCUCAAGAAAUUUUAUUUACCCCAAAGUAUCGGUGUUGCAGGGACUUCGGUCCUUGGUCCUCUGCGAUCCAUCAAUAUUCACUUCUUCCUGUUGAAAGGAAGAGAAGGGGAAAUGGCGGCGAAGCAAAUGGAGGAGAUUCAGAAGAAAUUGGCUAUGCUUAAUUACCCAAGAGCAAAUGUUCCAGCACAGUCGCUCCUCUUCGCUGGCAUGGAGAGAUACGCCCUUCUUGAGUGGCUUUUCUUCAGGCUCUUGGGUGAUAAGUCGCCUUUUUCCCAACAAAACUCUCAAGGCGAUGGCAUGGACCGUGAUGAAGAAACAGGGCGUAUCCAGUAUUUGGCAGAGAUUGCGAAGUUUUUGGGUAUUACAACUACUAUAGAUACUGAAGCUAUCCAAGGGCGAGGUAGCUAUGAAGAUCGUGCUGAAAUGCUUCGCCUUAUUGUAGAUCUUGUGGAGGCAAGCUGCUAUGCUGAUAACCCUGAAUGGAGUGUGGAUGAGCAAGUGGCAAAGGACAUACAACUCAUAGAUUCCAUUGCUGAGAAACAAGCUCAAAUUUUCUCUGAAGAAUGCAAGCUGUUUCCUGCUGAUGUUCAGAUUCAAUCCAUAUUUCCAUUGCCAGAUGUUUCUGAAUUGGAAUUAAAGCUUUCGGAACAGUCAAAAAAGCUGUUGAAUCUUCAGCAGAUGGUUGACGAUUUGGCAUCAAAGUAUGCUUACAACCCAGAUGAGGAUUAUGUAGACGUUGAAGCAAAACUGAGGGAGCAUUUAGAAUCUUUUCUCGAGACUGCAAGAUCCUUCAAUCUGAUCUACACCAAGGAAAUUCGUCCAUGGACCCAUAUGAUGGAAGUACCACAGUUGCAUGGCUUUGGGCCAGCUGCCAAUCGCUUGUUGGAGGCUUAUAAAACGCUUUUGAAGUUUCUGUGGAACUUGAGGAAUCUCAAAGAUUCACAUGCUGCUGUUGCUGUUGGAUCGGCUGAAUCAGCACCAGAUGAACCCUCUUCUGUCACAAGAAUAAUUGCCGAGUGUGAGUCAGCAUUGACAUUUUUGAAUCGUGAUCUUGGGAUCCUUUCUGCUUCUGUUGCUCGAGAACGGGGUGAAGAGGCACAAUAAUAUGAAGAUGUCCUCAGAAUGUGGGUGUGUGUGUGUACAGUCUAGCUUCUAUUCAGGGCAUGUUUGUAAAUGGAAUGUUCUGUUUUAUUAUCUUUGGCUAUGAUUGGAAUGAGCAUUAAUUACUGGUUUAA
Molecule: messenger RNA, 1668 nt
Organism: Macadamia integrifolia
Lineage: Eukaryota; Viridiplantae; Streptophyta; Magnoliopsida; Proteales; Proteaceae
Product: AUGMIN subunit 7
Exons: 12
Coding region: 545-1537 (330 amino acids)
Biological process (GO): spindle assembly; centrosome cycle
Cellular component (GO): HAUS complex
Molecular function (GO): microtubule minus-end binding
Source: RefSeq, a predicted model, not a curated record